Messenger RNA from Cephus cinctus (wheat stem sawfly), 1978 nucleotides. It is a transcript of the gene Ada, whose product is annotated as adenosine deaminase-like protein. Gene Ontology annotation, biological process: inosine biosynthetic process; adenosine catabolic process. Bases 182 to 1069 code for a protein of 295 amino acids. The transcript is spliced from 6 exons. Gene Ontology annotation, molecular function: adenosine deaminase activity. NCBI's taxonomy places the organism in Eukaryota, Metazoa, Arthropoda, Insecta, Hymenoptera, Cephidae. The record is from RefSeq and is a predicted model, not a curated record.
CUCGCCGCUUUGAUUUAGCGCCACGAUUUUGGUAUCGCCGAAAAUCGUAGCGUUGUGCAUCUCCCUAUUCAUCUCUGGUUCAGUGAAUAGAGUUUCACGAUCUGUAUAUAAAAUCGAGGUUUAUGCACUCAUUGAUGUAUUCUUGUUUAUUUAAAAACAGUAAUUGUUCAUUCUUAUACAAAUGUCUAGUACUGAGAAAAUUAAUUUAGACAGUUUCUGUCGAGCAUUACCAAAGGUGGAAUUACACGCGCAUUUGAAUGGAUCUCUGAGCUUACGCAUUAUGAAGAAACUGUACGAGUUACAACAUUCUGACGGAAGAAUAUUAAUGGAUUUACCAAAUAUCGAAGAACCAAAUUCCCUUGAAGAAUGUUUUCAGUUGUUUCCUAUUGUUCACUCAUUAACGAGCACGUCUGAGGCUGUUUUCAUUGCUACAUGUGAUAUGAUUGGAGAAUUUUAUGACGAUGGUGUUAUUUAUUUGGAAGUGAGAAGCACUCCACGUGCUGUGGAUGGAGUAAUGACGAAGAAGGAAUAUGUCGAGGCAAUAAUUCGAGGCAUAAUAACGUCCAAAAAUCGAUAUCCAGAGAUUUUAGUGAAAUAUUUAAUUUCCGUCGAUCGCAUGAAAGGGUAUGAAUCUGCCAAGCAGAACAUAGAAUUAGCCAUUGAAAUGAUUGAGCAAUAUCCGGAUUAUGUUGUAGGCCUUGAUCUAAGUGGUGAUCCCAGCAAAGGCAGUGCUUUUCUUGAGCUUUUGGAAAAAUCUAGAAAAGCUGGUCUUAAGAUUACUGCUCACUGUGCUGAGGUUCCAAACGAAAUUGAGAUUAUGGAUAUCUUGAAUUUCAAACCCGAUCGACUUGGACACUGUACCUGCAUUCACCCCACUUUAAAUGGAAAGGAAGAACUUUUUCAAAGACUUAUUCAGUCUAACAUUCCCAUAGAACUUUGUUUAACUUCAAACAUCAAAUGCGGAACUGUACCUUCCUACGACUUGCAUCAAUUCAAAUAUCUUUAUGAAGCUGGCCACCCGAUAUGCAUUGCUCCCUUUACGCCCCAUCUAGCAGCAUUGCUGGCAUAAAAACUAACGGCGAAGAAAAUGCGUAAAGUAUGAAGGGUUAAUUCGUCAGCAGGAGUAUCCUUUUUUAACGUCUCACUCUCAUCACUGUGUUAUUCUACAGGUUGACUCGUGUCGAGUGAAAGAAAUGCCCAUAACGGGUUUUCUUGCAAGUUAAAAAUUCAGCAAUACGACAAUAAUACUUUUAAACAGUGUUAAAACCUUUCAAAAUGUAGCAUCAUGAAUCUAAACAAACCACCCUCAUGAUACAAUUGCACUGAUACAAUUUUUUAAAACUUCUAUUAAAUUUCACAAUCACCUCAUUGGUCAAGAAAACUUUUCAAGCAUUAUCCUAAUAUUGCAGUUACUAUACUUAAAAUGAUAUCACUUUAAGUAAGAAGGAAAUAUUUUAAGCAACUUUAAUAACUACAAUUUUAAUAAUUUCAGACUGAUGACAAGGGUGUUUUUAACACGUCACUAUCAAAGGAAUUUGAGUUGGCUGCUCGACAUUUUCAAUUGUCACAAGACACUCUAUGUCAAUUAACAAUAAACUCUGUGAAGUACAGCUUUGCCAGCGAAAUAGAAAAGUCACGUUUGACCGACGUAAUUAAUGCCUUCAGAUUUCAAUCAGUAUCCACAGUCAGUAACACUAAGUGAAUAAGGUCACAUAUUGCAUAAACCUACCAACAGAAACAUGCAAUAUGUAACUAUUACUGUGACAUUUGCAACAGAUACAGACUACGAUGCAGCAUUGCCAUAAAUUGCAUGAUAAAACGCUCAGACUUCCUUUAUGGCUCGUUAAAUAAUUUUCUAAUUAUGCAAACUCGGUAAACUUUCAAUAAACCAGGGGCUACGAACACAACCAACGAUUAGUUGCCUGUAUUUUCUUAUAAUAAAAACAGGUUCAUAAAUAAUACCAGCGUUUAAAACUGA